Molecule: messenger RNA, 897 nt
Organism: Hordeum vulgare subsp. vulgare (domesticated barley)
Lineage: Eukaryota; Viridiplantae; Streptophyta; Magnoliopsida; Poales; Poaceae
Product: protein PARTING DANCERS-like
Exons: 10
Biological process (GO): resolution of meiotic recombination intermediates
Molecular function (GO): structural constituent of chromatin; DNA binding; protein heterodimerization activity
Source: RefSeq, a predicted model, not a curated record
AAACAUCUUUCUGCCUGCAAAUUUAGGCCGUGGAAUAUGCAUGAUGAGCACCUCGUGGAGAGACAAGCAGGACCACCACCUUAUCAACUUCAUUGGUGCGUUCCUGGCCGCCAACUCGUAUCGCCUAAACUUCCUGUCGAUAUCUCCUGUGUAUUCCAGGACUUCAUCUUCAACAAUGGGGGGCUAUCAGUUGCUUUCAUCUUUGAGACGAACUGGGACUGCGGGAAUGGAGCUGAUGUUUUUAGCAGGGUGAAUGCGCUGAAGAGGCAGUGCAAAAAUCUCUACGUCUUUGUUGCCGUCCCCACGGUGGAGCAAAUCAAAUUGUUUAAUCAGUCUUAUUUCAAGUAUGGCAUGGAGCUUGGCUGCCCUACAUUUGUGCCUGUUAACGAUUCAGAGAUGGGAUUUGAGAUGAUGCUCAAGAUUGCUCAUGCCCGUGGAGUAUGCAAGCAACAGGAUAUUAGCUCAACAAUGAGGAAUGAGUGGGAGCAAGCAGUUCAGUCCAUGCAUGCCUAUAUACGAGUGCUCACCUCUAUUCCUGGUAUUGAUGAUCACGAUGCCAAUAUGGAUGUCGAGUUACGGUACCGCUACAUUUUUAAUCACUUUCCGACACUUGCGGAUGAGGAUGUUAUUGGUAAAACAGACCAUGAGAUAUUGUCAGGAGAGGUUAUAGAUGAGAUGAAUAAGGUCAAGAGAGAGUACUCCUUCCGUCCCGAAUUGAAGCGCAUCUCCGGGCUCAUCUACGAGGAGACCCGCGGCGUUCUCAAGAUCUUCCUCGAGAACGUCAUCCGCGACGCCGUCACCUACACCGAGCACGCCCACCGCAAGACCAUCACCGCCAUGGACGUCGUCCACGCGCUCAAGCGGCAGGGACGCACCCUCUACGGAUUCGGCGGCUAG